UGUCAUCAGGGAGAGAUGCUUUCUGUGAACCAAAUCUGUGCAAAAGGACUAUGUUGCCAUGACAACAGACAGUUAGCAAAAAAUCUAAUGAGAAGAUGGGCGGAGCCAACAGUGUCUUCCUACUCGGACGCCACCAGAAGAGGAACCUUCUCACCACCUCUUGAACAACCCGGUCAAAAAAUCCACUGCCAUCUCUCCCAGACACCUCAAUACCUCAACAGACCCACAGAAGUCCAAUUCCCACCGACACCCUGUUGGUGUAGAGCACUGAUGGCGAUCAUUGUUAACCUGGGCUUCGACCGAUCUGGUAUGAACGUCAUUGGCAUAUUUGGUAUGGCAAAGAUUUUACUGCCCUCACAAACACAACCCUUCACAUUGGAUGAGUUUGCAGACUCUGCAGCCACACCUGGUUCCUGCAGGAGGAGUAUCAGACAGCGACAGUAUAAAAAUGGGAGCUGUUCACUGCUCACACACAAAUCUGCACACAUCCUUCAGCAGCCAUGGAUAAACUCAAGUCAAUGGUGGGAUCAAAUCCUGAUGUCGUCGAACAAGCCGGCAAGAAAGCAGGUCAAAUGGUGGAGCAAACGGUGAAGACUGCUUUGAGUGGGAAAGACGGACAGAAAGGAAAGAAGGAACCAGGAGGACAGGCAGGGGUGAAGGUGGAAGGACAAGCAGGAGGAGCACAAGCGAAGGUGGAAGGAAAAGGGGGCUUUGGUCUUGAUGACGCACUUUCUACAAUGGGCAAAUUUUAGGGAGGUUCGAAAGGGUUCCUGGGAAGCUUCGGUCUGUAAAAACUCAGCAGAAUCUUCAUCAGCUUCAUCCAUGUCUGCCACAGGAGCAACUGAAGUCUGAGUCCACAUUUUUAUGUCAGAUUUCCUACAUGAAAGACCAUCAACUUCCUGUGACGUACUCAACAAAAAUAAAUUUCUUUAAGUCAAA
Molecule: messenger RNA, 939 nt
Organism: Oryzias latipes (Japanese medaka)
Lineage: Eukaryota; Metazoa; Chordata; Actinopteri; Beloniformes; Adrianichthyidae
Source: RefSeq, a predicted model, not a curated record